AAACACAGAUUAUAAUUUACUUUGCAUUUUUUUCUCUGUUAUCAUUUCUCUUUGCUUUUUGAUUAAACGUCAUUUUGCGUCAAUCAUAAUUAUACGGAGAAGCUAAUUUCAAGAUUAUUAAUUAUGCAUCAAAAUUAUUAUGGUAAUAACUUAUUUUCACCGGAAAACUUCAAAUAUGUAGAAAUAAAUAAACAACCUGCCGCAACAUGCGAUAAUUUUCUCAAUGGAGUUUUAAAUGCUAAAAAUAUUUUAUGUAGUCUUGAGAGAAGUCUGAAAAAGACUCAAAACUACGAAGACCAGUUGUUAAAGUGUCAGUGUAAACAUUUUCACACAGCCAAUGAGCAGUAUGUCUUCUCAAAUAAAAACGAUUCUUCAGAAAAAUGUGCAUCAUCAAGAAGCUCAGAAGACUUGGCGAAUGAUUGGGCCUCUAUGAACGUUGUCUGUCUCAAAUAUCAGUAUGAAGAACUAUCAGCGCGAUAUGAUGUUUUAUUACGCGAGUAUGACGAACGUUGUAAUCUAGAAACGUCCCACAAGGAAACAAUCAGUAGAUUACGAAAUCGUAUGAAAAGAAACCAUACAAAUCUUAUUGAAGCUAACAAAGCAUUAUUGGCGGUUGGCGAAAAAUACAUGAAGCUUAGACAGAAAAAACUUAUAGAGAAGGAGUGGUUCGAGCAUCGCAUAGAACAAUUGAAGCAGCGUAUAGAAGAUGUUGUUAGAACAGCGGAAAGAGCGCGGCUUGAACUCGAUGACCAGUUAAAUAAUUGUCAUGAAGACAACGUUUCGCUAUCGCUACUUGUGGAAGAGGUCUUACUUCGUCUUUAUUACAGUGAAGAAGAUACUAAACAAAUGAAGAGUCUGUUCGUUUAGUAUCUCCUUUUUUAUAGAAAGUUUGCCUCAUAU
Molecule: messenger RNA, 900 nt
Organism: Pieris napi
Lineage: Eukaryota; Metazoa; Arthropoda; Insecta; Lepidoptera; Pieridae
Exons: 5
Coding region: 124-867 (247 amino acids)
Source: RefSeq, a predicted model, not a curated record